AUGGUUCGAGACCGGACGUCGGAGUUCAUGGCCACGGUGAAGUCGAUGGCCGGGCGGCCGCAGUUCCUCGCCGCUCAGGCCAACGGCUCGCUGCCCACCGAACUUCGAGCUCGCAAGGGUGCCGGCGUGGUGGGCGGCGACAGCGGCGGCGGUGGUGGGAACGCCGCUGCGAGCAAGCUGAAUUCGCCGCUGAACAAUCCGCAGUCGUCUCAAUACCUGCAAUUUGGCCGCUUCAUGGGCGGCUCGCGGUCCAUCGCCCGGGACCUCUACCUGACCUACCAGAAGCUGGAGAAGAUCAACCUGCUGGCGCAGAAGAAGACCAUCUUCGACGACGAGGAGAGCAGCCGGGAGCUGAACGAGCUGGUGUACAUCGUCAAGCAGGACAUCACCUCGCUCAAUCAGCAGAUCGAACAGCUCCGGCAGCUGCAGCUGGAGUCGAUGCAGGCGCGCAAUUCGGGCGGUUCCAAUGUCCGCUCACAUACGAAGAACGUCGUGUUGACGCUGCAGCAGCAGCUCGCCUCCAUCAGCAGCAGCUUCAAGAGCACCUUGGAGCUGCGGACUCAG
Rhagoletis zephyria (snowberry fruit fly) is the source of this 564-nucleotide messenger RNA. The record is from RefSeq and is a predicted model, not a curated record. Lineage: Eukaryota; Metazoa; Arthropoda; Insecta; Diptera; Tephritidae.